Messenger RNA from Pelobates fuscus (common spadefoot toad), 3606 nucleotides. RefSeq names its product dynamin 1 like (gene DNM1L). The transcript is spliced from 20 exons. Gene Ontology annotation, molecular function: GTPase activity; GTP binding; microtubule binding. Gene Ontology annotation, biological process: mitochondrial fission; mitochondrial fragmentation involved in apoptotic process. Gene Ontology annotation, cellular component: microtubule; membrane; cytoplasm. Lineage: Eukaryota; Metazoa; Chordata; Amphibia; Anura; Pelobatidae. Bases 83 to 2299 code for a protein of 738 amino acids. The record is from RefSeq and is a predicted model, not a curated record.
GGCCUGUGGGCCGGGUCAAUGGUUGCUUAGUGGAGGAGCCGGCGGCGGAGAGACUCCAUUCAUUGCGGUGACAGCCCGAGACAUGGAGGCGCUCAUCCCGGUCAUUAACAAACUGCAGGAUGUCUUCAACACGGUGGGAGCUGAUGUCAUCCAACUGCCACAGAUCGUGGUGGUGGGGACCCAGAGUAGCGGAAAGAGCUCCGUCCUGGAAAGUUUGGUGGGUCGCGACCUCCUGCCACGAGGUACCGGUAUAGUGACCAGAAGGCCCCUGAUCCUACAGCUGGUUCAUGUUUCUGCAGACGAUCACCGUAAGACCACUGAUGAGAACGAACUCGACUCCUGGAAAAAUCCGAGACUCCUUUCCAAAGGAGUUGAUGCGAGUGAAUGGGGAAAAUUCCUUCACACAAAGAACAAGAUAUACACAGACUUCGAUGAAAUUCGUCAAGAAAUCGAGAAUGAAACCGAGCGUAUUUCUGGCAAUAAUAAAGGUAUAAGUUCAGAGCCCAUUCAUCUGAAGAUCUUCUCUCCCAACGUAGUCAACUUGACCCUCGUGGACUUACCAGGAAUGACCAAGGUGCCGGUGGGUGACCAGCCGAAAGAUAUUGAACUCCAGAUCCGGGAACUUAUUAUCCGGUACAUAAGCAAUCCCAAUUCCAUUAUUCUAGCUGUCACAGCUGCCAACACUGAUAUGGCAACCUCUGAAGCCCUUAAAAUUGCUCGGGAAUCCGAUCCAGACGGACGAAGAACCCUAGCUGUCAUAACCAAGCUUGACCUGAUGGACGCUGGGACAGAUGCAAUGGACGUCCUUCUGGGACGAGUGAUUCCAGUGAAACUUGGCAUUAUUGGUGUGGUUAACAGGAGUCAGCUGGACAUAAACAACAAAAAGAUCGUGGCUGACUCAAUCCGCGAUGAGUAUGCCUUCCUUCAAAAGAAGUACCCAUCUCUAGCAAACCGAAACGGAACAAAAUACCUGGCGCGGACCCUCAAUAGGUUAUUAAUGCAUCACAUCCGCGACUGUUUACCAGAGCUGAAGACCAGAAUAAACGUCUUGGCUGCCCAAUACCAGUCUCUGCUCAACAGCUACGGUGAGCCAGUGGAGGAUCAGAGUUCCACGCUGCUGCAGCUUAUCACCAAGUUUGCCACGGAAUAUUGCAACACAAUAGAAGGAACUGCAAAAUACAUUGAGACGUCCGAGCUCUGUGGAGGAGCUCGUAUCUGCUAUAUUUUCCAUGAAACCUUUGGGAGGACGUUGGAAUCUGUUGAUCCCCUCGGGGGUUUGACAACAAUUGACAUUCUAACAGCUAUUCGAAAUGCAACUGGACCACGGCCGGCAUUGUUUGUGCCAGAAGUUUCUUUUGAAUUGCUGGUUAAGAGGCAGGUGAAGCGCUUGGAGGAGCCAAGUUUACGCUGCGUGGAAUUGGUACACGAGGAAAUGCAAAGGAUUAUUCAGCACUGCAGUAAUUACAGCACUCAGGAGCUCCUCCGCUUCCCAAAACUGCACGAUGCCAUCGUAGAGGUUGUAACCUGUCUUCUGCGUAAACGCCUUCCUGUAACAAACGAGAUGGUGCACAACCUGGUGGCGAUUGAAUUGGCGUACAUAAACACCAAACAUCCAGAUUUCGCCGACGCCUGCGGAGUAAUGAACAAUAAUAUAGAGGAACAGAGGCGGAAUAAGCUUGCCCGAGACUUUCCUCCUCCAGCUGCGUCCCGAGAGAAGUCCAUGAAAGCCCCAGGGCCUCUAGCACCUGCCCCCCUGGAGCUCCCCCCAGCUGCUGCUUCUUCUGAAACUGAUGCCAAGGCAAGUCUGUCGGGGUCUACCGGGGAUAGUGUCGUGGACGCUGGAACAGGCAAUUGGAGGGGGAUGUUAAAAGCCUCCAAAGGAGAGGAGCUAUUACUGGAGGAGAAAAACAAGAAUCUCCCUCCUCUCCCGUCCAGCCCUAUGAGGGGACAUGCUGUUAACCUUCUGGAUGUGCCAGUGCCAGUUGCCAGAAAGCUCUCCGCACGGGAGCAGAGAGACUGCGAAGUGAUCGAGCGACUCAUUAAAUCCUAUUUUCUUAUUGUCCGGAAGAAUAUUCAAGACAGCGUGCCAAAGGCUGUGAUGCACUUUCUGGUGAAUCACGUGAAGGACACCUUGCAGAGUGAGCUGGUCGGCCAGCUCUACAAAUCUCUACUGCUGGAUGACCUGCUAACGGAGUCCGAAGACAUGGCGCAGCGCAGGAAGGAAGCAGCGGAUAUGUUAAAGGCACUACAGCGAGCGAGCCAGAUUAUUGCAGAAAUUCGGGAAACACAUCUGUGGUGAAAGGAGAACAGGAGGAAAGGAAACAACUUGAAACGAAAUGGGCUAGACUAAGAUGAUUUGGUAGAAUUUUAUUUAUGAAAACCUCUAACCACAUUCAAUAUGUAUAGAAAGAAUGGAUAUUAAAGAGGGAAUAUGUGCUGUAUGUAGCAAGCUAUACAAUCCACACAAUAAAUAUUACGUCCAAUUGUUUCUCCCACCCUGAAUUCCUUUUGUGAUUCAAGCUGAUCUAACAUUGUGACGUUGUGAUUGGAGCACAAAGCAUGCUGGGACAUCACAAUCCCUUAUUCAGCGGACAGAUUUCCCUGGGUCCACUUAAACGUUUAGAGUGACAUUUUUUUUUUUCUCUCCACAUAUUAAUCAUUGAAACCAUAGAAUGCUGCGGCGACCUCUCAAGGACUUAAAUAUAUUUUCUUUUUUAAUAGUGCAGUCUGAAUUUUAUUUUUUUACAUUUCAACUUUUUUUUUUUUGUUAUCCAUCCUUGUUUUCUGAAGUGUUUUGUAUUCUAAUUAGCACAGACUAAAUUAAUUCAAAGACGCUCCCUGACCGUGUGCUUUAUUAAAAGCUGCCUUUAGUACCUGCUUUGAGGUACCAUAGAGUUUCAGGCUCUCCUUUAAAUAAAGAGAUUUCAGUUAUGUAAUCUGGCAACCAUGAAAAUGUUACUAUUAAACAAAAACAUCUUCAGUUUUGCCCCUAAGCAAUUGCCCAUCGACACACAUUUAAAGUUUUUGCAGCAGAGAGGACAAACGUACAUUGUUUGCGAGCAGUCUCAUCAAUAUUAUGAAGAAUUCUGGGGGAAAGUUCCCAUAGUGGAUCAGUCACCAUGGAAACCAAAAGAAUGUUCCUACUGACCUGAGAGAACCCGAUGUAUCGCCCGAUAAUGCAACCUAGUUAAACACACCCCUCCAAUGCAAUCUUUCUGUGUGUAACAUUUUGUUUUUGUUUUUUUAAUUAUUGCAAAAGGUGUCUUGCUGGACAUUUUAUAGCGUUUGUGUAUUGUGACGCUCACUUUUACAGCUUUCCUUGCCACAGAGGUUAUGGCAGGACUUUACACAGCUCUGUCCAUCUCCCUGGCAUGUACAGGUUAACGGAACUGCCAUGCGAUCAGGAAUGAAUUACUCAUAAUAUGUCGGCUUCUGCACAGGCUGUGUGUAGGGGGAAGAUUCACAACCGGUGGCCUGAGCGCAGAAAUACAUAUCCAUGGCUAGCGCCAACGGCAAUAUUGUUUAUGCUGAAACCCUGUCUAUGUAUGUAUGUUUUGAGAUGUCUGUUUAUCAUUGUAAAUAAACUGCUUCUGCAGAAAGUGUCAA